This is a messenger RNA of Hyposmocoma kahamanoa, 1893 nucleotides long. RefSeq names its product scolexin B-like. NCBI's taxonomy places the organism in Eukaryota, Metazoa, Arthropoda, Insecta, Lepidoptera, Cosmopterigidae. Gene Ontology annotation, molecular function: serine-type endopeptidase activity. The record is from RefSeq and is a predicted model, not a curated record. Gene Ontology annotation, biological process: proteolysis. Bases 263 to 1222 code for a protein of 319 amino acids. The transcript is spliced from 6 exons.
UCAAGACUUACGCGAAGAUAGCCCACGUGCCUUAAGAGCACGUUAGCAGUUAUUAUUAGUCUUAGUACCCAUACAACUUUAUGUGGUCUGUGCAUGCAACGAAAGACGGCAAAAUUGUAGAAAUAGCGUUAUUUAUACAUUCAGUAUUAAAAUAUUUAUGUAUGACAAUAGAGCACAUUACCCUGCAAUUAUUUCCUCGUUAUGCGUGAUGAUGAUCCUUGUAUAAAGCGCGCUGUGCGCGAGCGCUGGUCGCACCAGUACGAUGGAUUCUCGCAAGUGGUUGGCAGUGUUUGCGGCGCUUGCGCUUACCGCCAGCGCCCAUGCGCGACCCGGCAACGAUAUAGCAGACUCUCCCAAACAACAAUCGAAUGAAGUUAUCAGCAGCAAGGACGUGCACGUAAAACCCGAUGAGAGUCAAGAUAUUAAAAGUACAUUGGCAACAGCCAAUACUGAGACAACAGUUGUUGCUGCGACUACUUCUACAGAAAAAGUGGAAGAAACGAAAAAUGCAGAGGUGACGAAACCGGUGAACGAACAGUUUCCACAUGCUGUUCUCUUCGGAGGCACUUGUGGUGGGUCUAUCAUCAGCGCUAAAUGGAUUCUAACGGCUGCGCAUUGCACAAUAUUCUCGAGUGGGCGCUACGUGCUGGCGGGGACUAACAAGUCGGAUGAUGAUACCGGUUUCGAGCGGCGCGUCAAGCGGAUUAUCCUUCACCCUAAGUUCUCUGUGGGCCCUUACUGGCUUGAUGCGGACCAUUUCGACAUUAAACAGGUAGCAGCUGACUGGGACUUUUUGUUAGCUGAACUGGAGGAACCAUUGCCGCUAGACGGCAAAAAGAUAGCCGCAGUGGACAUUAAUGACCAGUCAGAGGUGCCAGAGGGUCUAGCCGUCGGCUACGCUGGCUAUGGCGCUGAACACCAUGGCGACUACAUGCGCCACGAUAUGCACGGCAUGGACCUAGAGGUGCAGGCGGACAGCGCGUGUCAGGAGGCUUUAGUGCAGUAUGAGCCUAAAACCAUGCUCUGCACUAAGGGCCGAGCGCCAAGAUACGAUUCAGCUUGCAAUGGCGACAGCGGCAGUGGUCUCGUAGCGAAUGGCAAACUCUAUGGCGUGGCGUCGUGGGUGCAAGACGACGCGCACCGAUGUUUCAACGGCGCGCUCGUGGUCUUCUCGCGUGUUUCCGCCGUACGCGACUGGAUCCGGCAGGUUACCAAGAUAUAAACAAUAGUACGAAGAUACGACGAGCGACCAUUAUUCCUCACGUCUCACUGCAAAUCAUCUCUUUGGACGCAGCUAUUGGACAAUGGGUCAAACAUUGUUUCUUCAUACUUUGUCACAAAACCAACUGUUCAUCGCUUAGGACUACUACAGGAAACAUUUCCACUAUGACCAAGUUAAAAGUUGUGAAAAUACGUUCUAAUUAAUGCCCUUAUUGUUCUUGCGCAUCCGUUCAUAUCAAGGAAUUGAGACCACUAUUCUGUGUAUUCCGUCGACUAUAUAUCGCAACCCUCAUUGAAGAAUGGCAUAAGCGGAGUUACGUCAAAAACGUUUAGUGUGGGUUAUUUUUUCUGUAUCUAAUGGAGCAAUAAACAUGUUUGACGUAACUCUACUUACGCCAUUCUUCCAUGAGGGGUGCAAUAUGUAUAUAUCCAAGUAUAACAACAGCCUAGACAGUCCGGUCGGUCACGAUACUUAAAAUUGUCAAAACAUAUUAUAUAUUAUUUUAAUACGUUUUCAUGUGACAGUACAUAACGAAUUUCGAACACAUUUCUUUUAAUAACAGUACAUAACUGCGGCAAGUUAGUUAACUCCUUAACAAUCAAUUACGCUAAGAUGUGCAUUUCCCUAUACAUAAUUUUUAAUUAGCAGCAUAAUUAUUGUAUAUAACCUGU